Messenger RNA from Onychostoma macrolepis, 3596 nucleotides. It is a transcript of the gene kifap3b, whose product is annotated as kinesin-associated protein 3b. The transcript is spliced from 20 exons. Gene Ontology annotation, molecular function: kinesin binding. The record is from RefSeq and is a predicted model, not a curated record. The coding region runs from base 177 to 2498 and encodes 773 amino acids. Lineage: Eukaryota; Metazoa; Chordata; Actinopteri; Cypriniformes; Cyprinidae. Gene Ontology annotation, cellular component: kinesin II complex; ciliary transition zone; axoneme. Gene Ontology annotation, biological process: cilium organization; microtubule-based movement.
CUUGCUCCGGUCCUGCAGGUGGCGAGCGCGCGCAGCUCCGCCGUCUGUCCCUCGCCGACCCUUCAGUGAUAGCGGAUCAGUACAGUGCGGAUGAGCGAUGCUUUGAUUCUCAUUCAUGUCAACAGCCUGAACAACAGCCAAACCGACGUCUCUCGCGUUCACAUGAACGGAAUAAAAUGCAGCCGGACGAGUCUCAGUAUUUGCAACGGAAGUGUAGGACUGGUGAUAUAGAUGUGCAUCCAACAGAAAAGGCUCUAGUGGUGUACUAUGAAGUGGAAGCAUCCAUUUUAGGAGAGGCGGGCAAUGCCAGGCAUGAGGAGAAGAAAGAGUGCCAGAAAAUCAUUCGUCUGAGGAGUCUGAAUGCCAGCACUGAUGUAUCCGCCCUGGCUAGAAAGGUGGUGGAAGAGUGUAAAAUCAUUCAUCCAUCAAAGCUGGCGGAGGUGGAACAUCUGCUGUUGUAUUUACAGAACCGAAAGAAGUCCAGCAGUAAAUUGGAGAAGAAGGAAAAGAAACCAUCGAAACCUAGAGAACUUCUGCCAUUUGAAGGAAUGGAAAUUGAUGAGGAGGCCAAUAUUAAUAAAAUCGAUGAAUAUAUUGAGCUGUUGUAUGAGAGCAUGGCUGAGAAGAUUAGAGGCUCCACUCUGAUCCUCCAUCUGGCCCGUAACCCUGAUAACCUGGAGGAGCUCCUACAUAAUGAGGCUGCGAUUGGAGCUCUUGCGCGGGUUCUGAGAGAGGACUGGAAACACAGUGUGGAGCUAGCAACUACUAUCGUCUAUGUCUUCUUCUGCUUCUCAAGUUUCUCGCAGUUCCACGGGCUCAUUACGCACUAUAAGAUUGGCGUGCUGUGCAUGAACAUCAUCGAGCAAGAGCUGAAGAAAUAUGAUCUGUGGCAAGAUGAGUUAGAGAAGAAGAGCAAGGCUUGUGAAGAGGACCCCGAAAACCAGAGCUUGCGGAAGGACUAUGAGAAAACCCUUAAGAAAUACCAAAGCCUCCUGGUCAAACAGGAGCAGCUGCUGCGAGUUGCGUUCUACCUGCUGUUGAAUCUGUCUGAGGACACCCGCACGGAGCUCAAGAUGAGGAACAAGAACAUUGUGCAUCUGCUGGUCAAGUCUCUGGAGAGGGAGAAUGAGGAGCUGCUGGUGCUGGUGGUCUCCUUCCUCAAAAAGCUCAGCAUCUUCUUGGAGAACAAGAACGACAUGGCUGAAAUGGACACCGUAGAGAAGCUGGCUCGUCUGGUUCCAUGUGAACAGGAAGACCUGAUGAACGUCACUCUGCGACUUCUCCUCAACCUCUCAUUUGACUUGGGUCUGCGCACCAAAAUGGUGCAUGUGGGUUUGCUGCCCAAACUCACUGCUCUGCUGGGUGAUGACAUGUACAAGCACAUAGCGAUGCGUAUCCUCUACCACAUCAGCGUGGACGACAAAUCUAAAUCCAUGUUUGCGUUUACUGACUGCAUUCCUCAGCUCAUGCAAAUGCUCUUUGAACAUGGCGAAGAAAGAAUCGACACCGAGCUCAUUUCAUUCUGCAUCAACCUGGCUGCUAACAAGACUAAUGCUCAGAUUAUUUGUGAGGGUAAUGGAUUGAAGAUGCUGAUGAAAAGAGCACUUAAACUAAAAGACCCGCUGCUGAUGAAAAUGAUCAGGAACAUCUCACAGCACGAUGGACCUCUGAAACAGCUCUUCAUUGACUAUGUGGGUGAUCUGGCAGCUCAGAUCAAGCAGGAGGGUGAUGAAGAGUUUGUUAUUGAGUGCUUGGGUACAAUGGCAAACCUCACCAUACCUGACCUGGACUGGGAGCUCCUGCUCAAAGAGUACAACCUGGUGCCCUACCUCAAAGACCACCUCAAACCCGGUAAAGGCUCAGCAGAGGAUGACCUGAUCCUGGAGGUGGUGAUCAUGAUCGGUACGGUAUCAAUGGACGACUCCUGUGCCGUCAUGCUGGCUAAGUCUGGCAUCAUUCCUGCUCUUAUUGAGCUGCUAAAUGCCCAACAGGAAGACGACGAAUUUGUGUGUCAGAUCAUCUACGUCUUCUACCAGAUGGUCUUCCACCAGGCCACCAGAGAUGUCAUCAUUAAGGACACUCAGGCCCCAGCCUACCUCAUUGACCUUAUGCACGACAAAAAUGUGGAGAUCAGGCAGGUUUGUGACAACACUCUGGACAUUAUCGCUGAGUAUGAUGAAGAGUGGGGGAAGAAGAUCCAAAGUGAGAAGUUUCGCUGGCAUAACUCGCAGUGGCUGGAGAUGGUAGAAAGCAGACAGAUGGAGGAUGCCGAGCCCUACCUGUACGGAGAUGACCCGGACGCUCUGGAGCAGCCUGAUCUCUUCUACAGCACUGAUGGUAUGAUGGCCCCAGAGCCAGGCCUCAGUCCAGACUUCUACAGCCAGUUCCACUCACAGAAUGGAGACUUCAACGCCUGCAAUGGUGCCGACGGACGUCCUGCCACUGCCUACGGCUUUCGUCCUGACGAGCCGUUCUUCCACGGCUACGGAUCCACCUGAUAGAGCUGCUGCAUAACGCCAUCUCAUCGUUCACUACAAGACCACGGCUAUCUCCUAGAAAACGCAAAUGCUCAAACCAACCAAUCUCUUCCAGAAAAUGCGAGCCCACCCUUGGAUUUAAAGACAGGUUUAAUAGCGAGACCCCAGUAAAAUGCUUGGUGAUGCUUUAUAAUAACUUUUAAUUAUUCAUUAACAAAAAGAUCAGUAGUUCAUGUACAUUCAAAUAUGUCAAAUGUUAUUUUAUAUUCAAAUGUUUAUAUAAGUUAUAAAUUGACUUUUCUAAAUUGUUUGAAUGUAUGCAAAUAUGUUAGGCAUUGUGUAAUCAUGCUUAACAGAUUAUUUGUGUACAUUAGCUUAUAUAAUGUAUUAUUAUUUAUGAAGGAUAUAAAGUAAAAGAAACUGACUUACUAAUCACUUAAAUUAGAUUUUAAUUUCAAAAUAGUCUUUAUUUAUUUAUACAUUUUAUGUUUUUUUUUAGGUUUUAGGGAGUGCACUUUAAUAGUAUAUAGUAUAUUCAUUGAACUGGAAUAAAUCUGUUCUCAUCUUCAUAUUCACUAAAUAAUAAUCAGCUAAAAUGUUACUGAUUGACCGAUUUAUCCUGUUCUCAUUAACCAGAGUUGACUGCAUAAACUGCAUUAACAGCUUCAUAAUGAUGUAGCAUCACUCACUGUAUUCAAAAUAUCUUGCACUAAUUGUCAUGUAAAACAAAACUAUAUACUGUGUCUGUUCGAUAGCUUAUAUAAGUAGGCAUUAUUCCUCUAAGAGAUAUUUAUGAAUUAACUACCUAAUGGUUCAUUGCUGUGAAUAGUCUUAUAACACUUUAAUUAAGGUGCUAAAUGCUGCCUCUGGUACUAUUUUAUGCUGUUGUUUUAAUUUAGUUAUGUUAUGAUUCAGAUGUAGCGCGUGUCUGUUCAUUUUUAAGUCAUAUUUUACUGUAAUUUAAUUUUAAUUUAUCACAAUGAAUUCAGGACUGCUCUGUAUUUCCAUACACAAAAUGUGCCUCCUAACAUCUUGGCCUUUGCUGCUAUAUUGAUCCUGUGAGUUUGACAAAUUAAUAUGAAUUGACCUUAACUGCAAACAGAAGAAAUAAAACAAUGC